Papilio machaon (common yellow swallowtail) is the source of this 2126-nucleotide messenger RNA. It is a transcript of the gene csul, whose product is annotated as protein arginine N-methyltransferase 5. The record is from RefSeq and is a predicted model, not a curated record. Gene Ontology annotation, biological process: peptidyl-arginine N-methylation; regulation of DNA-templated transcription. Gene Ontology annotation, cellular component: cytosol; nucleus. The coding region runs from base 83 to 2101 and encodes 672 amino acids. NCBI's taxonomy places the organism in Eukaryota, Metazoa, Arthropoda, Insecta, Lepidoptera, Papilionidae. The transcript is spliced from 9 exons.
GGUUUUUGAAACACUUUAAAAAUUGAAAUUUGGACAUUAGUUUGUUGGGAGUUUUAAAUAUUAAAACCUCUAAAAAUAAGAAAUGUCGCAAGAAAUAUCGUGUGGUCUAGAAUAUAUCUCAACACCAGAUUUACAAGCAUGUCUUACGGAGGCUUUACAUAGUAAUUAUUCAUUCAUAGUUGCAAAUGUUGUGCAUCCACGUUUUCGCCGAUCAUAUAUUCCUGGUGCUAGUAAAAUUGGAGGAUUUACGCGGUCUGACAUGGUACUGUCUCCACAAGAUUGGACAAGUCGUAUAGUUGCAAAGAUAUCACCUUACAUUUGUGUUGACUCAGAAUCUCCGGUAGUCCGUCAGCGUCAUGAGGAUUGCUUGAAUGAAGAGCUAUCAUACUGCCGGGGCUUAGGUGUACCUGCUAUUAUGUUAUCAUUACAAUCAAGAAAUACAAAUAACUUAUCGAGAAUUCUUCAAACAUAUUAUGAAACAAGCCAUCACCCAUCCCUUAUAUGGGCAUCUGUACCAAUGUAUUGCACAAGAAAUGCUCGACGCAACAACCAAGAUGAUGAUGAUGAAUGCGAAGAAGCAUGGGAUGAAACCUGGCAUUGGUGGUCCAAGUUCCAUGAACGGUUAGAAUGGGAUAAACGAGUUGGAGUUGUUUUAGAGAUCUCAGCUGAUAUACCACCUCAGAACAUAUUAAAAAGAUGGCUUGGUGAACCAGUCAAAGCUAUUGUUAUUCCAACAUCCAUUUUUCACAACAACAAGAAAGGAUAUCCAGUGCUAUCAAGAGCUCACCAACAACUUGUUGUCAAUAUGGUUGAGCAUGAAGCCCAAGUAAUAGUCAGUGGAGCAAGGAGAUCUAAUAUUGAAUAUUAUCUACAAUAUCUGUUCCGUUUAUGGCAAAGAAGACCGUACAAAGCUGAUGAUCCUAUGCUUAGUUAUGCACGAGGGUGGGAAGACUAUCUUCAAACACCAUUGCAACCUCUUGCAGACAAUUUGGAUACUCAUACAUAUAAUGUCUUUGAAAAGGAUCCCAUUAAAUAUGACCAGUAUCAAAGGGCUAUUACACAAGCCUUAGUUGAUAUAAAAGAAAAGCGCCUCAACAAAGAUAACAAAGAAACAAUGAAUGAACUUUGUAAUGAUGUCAAAGAAUUUUCCGUAUCCAAUGAAAAGAAUGAAAUGGGACAUGGUGAUUGUUUACAAGAAACAGAAUCUAUAACAGUGAUGGUUUUAGGAGCGGGCAGAGGUCCAUUAGUGAGAGCUACAUUUAAUGCUGCUGAUAUUACUAAGAGUAAAGUAAAGGUAAUAGCAGUAGAAAAGAAUCCCUGUGCAGUGGUAGUGCUCGCUGCACAAGUUCGUGAAGUAUGGCGCGAUCGGGAUGUUGUAGUUAUUCCCGGCGAUAUGAGGCAUCUUAAUCUCUCUCCAAAAGCAGAUAUUAUUGUCUCUGAAUUAUUGGGUUCAUGGGGUGAUAAUGAACUAUCUCCGGAAUGUCUAGAUGGAGCUGCAGGUCUUUUAAAGCCGGAUGGGAUAUCAAUACCUAAAGAGUACAAUUCCUAUGUGGCUCCAAUAUCUUCACCUCGAUUGUGGGCAGCAGCUAAAGUUGCCUCAUCGAGUUCAACAAACCAAAAAGAAAAGAACCUUGAAACAUUAUGGGUUGUUUACAUGCAAAAUAAACAUGACAUUGCCGGAACUAAGCCCGUGUUUAACUUUACACAUCCAGCGAAAGGUACAAAAGACCAUGAAGGUGAUGAACUGAAACACUACAGAGGUCUACCACUGACAGACAACAGAAGAUCUGCAACAGUAUCUUGGGUUGUAGAACAGGAUAAUGUGAUGCAUGGCUUCGGAGGGUACUUUGAUUGUUCACUGUAUGGAGGGGAAAUGAUCAGUAUUGUUCCGUCAACUCAUAGCCCAGGAAUGAUAUCAUGGUUUCCUGUUUUCAUACCAAUAAAGACACCUCUAAGGGUACAUAAAGGAGAAACAAUAACUGCAACAUUCUGGCGUUGUGUCAACUCAAGAAGGAUUUGGUAUGAAUGGAUUGUGGAGGUUGGUAACUAUACAACACCUCUGCACAAUGCAAACGGAAGAAGCUCAGAAAUGUUAUUAUGAUAUUGACAUUGUUUACAUAUAAGAA